Messenger RNA from Drosophila innubila, 1457 nucleotides. RefSeq lists its product as uncharacterized. Bases 101 to 1384 code for a protein of 427 amino acids. The record is from RefSeq and is a predicted model, not a curated record. Gene Ontology annotation, molecular function: DNA binding; RNA polymerase II general transcription initiation factor activity. The transcript is spliced from 2 exons. Gene Ontology annotation, biological process: DNA-templated transcription initiation. Lineage: Eukaryota; Metazoa; Arthropoda; Insecta; Diptera; Drosophilidae.
UUGAUUUUCCUAUCAAGAAGCAUUUUUUUACUAAGUAUAUUCAAAUUUCAGUUGACAUUUUAGUUUAGAAUAGAAAAGAGAUUCAGCUCUAUAUCCGAAAAUGGAAAAGAAAGAUAUUAAUAUAGAUGGUUUGGAAUCUAAUUAUGAUUAUGAUACAAUUAAAUAUUCUGACAAGUAUGUGAAAUUAAGGGCAACCAGUUUAGAAUUAAGUGAUAUAUUAAAAACUGAACAGUUGGAAAAAAUUGGUAAUUUUAUUGAGGAAGACAUUGCUGUGGAGAGUGAUUUAAUAAAAGAGAAGAAUUGUGUACAAGAUGAUAGUCCUUGGUAUGAAGAGGAGGAUAUAAAUUUGGAACAUAUGUAUAAAAUAAAUGAUGCCAAGCAGAUGGAAUUGGAAAUUUCAAACAUGACAAUGGAUUUUCAUUACAAUAAGACUGAGCCGAAAAGCGAAAUAAUUGGAGACUUUGUGAAGAAUGAAUAUCCCGUAACAAAAGAUAUCAACGUUGGUGCCAAUAUUGAUAUGUCAAAGCUGAAAAGACUCUUCGGAUCCUCGGAAAUAUUGGAAAUGCAAAAGAAUCUCGAGUUGAAUCGAAUAGAAAGUGAAUCUGAUAAAGAGAGUAAUAAUGAAUUGGAGUCGGUUUGUUGUAGAGCAACGGAAACGGAAAUACCUAUAAUACCAGAUUAUGAUAUCGAUUACGAUAACAUUUUUGAGAAUAUUGAAAAGGUGGGCGAGAUCGAGAAGAAUCUGCAGCUGCUCUACAGACCCUUCACCUGUCUCGUCGACGUCAAUUGUCGUUUCAGUCUCUUCGAACUGGCGAUUCUUCUCGACAAUUCCCGUUAUGAUCCAGCCCAUCAUCCGGCCUUAACGUUACGCCUACGUAAUCCCAGUGCUGAGGCAAAAAUAUAUGCAGGUGGUAAAAUAACUUCAACGGCUUUAACAGCCGAUUCAGCUCGCAAUGCGAUACUUAAAGUAAUUCACAUGGUCGAGGAACUGGACUACAAGACGGACAUUACAGUCUUCAGUAAGAAUAUUGUGCACGCCUCCUUCUGUCUGCCCUUUAAGAUUGAUCUGGAAAUGCUCAGUGAACUGCAUAGCGAUCAUGUUUCGGGCAAUCGAGAAGUACGACCUUUUAUAACCUAUAAAAUUGAGGGAACUACCAUGAGAUUUGCAGUAUUUCCCAAUGGUUUCAUUCUUGUUCUGCAUUCGAAGCAACACAGCGAGACCCGAGCAGCUAUAGCUGCCUUUCUGCCGAUCUUGGUACAGUUUAAGAAUGGUUAUCUUACACAUACUGAAAAGUAUGGUUCCCUAUGUGGCGAUGUAUCCUUUCGAAUCUUGUGGGAGCGCAAGCUGGAGGAAGACAGCGAAGGAAUUCUGCUCUACUCUUAAAAAAUACUCUUUAAAAGAUAUGCGAGUUAUAGAUACAAUAAAGUAGAGAAAGUCCUACAUUUAAAAAGCUUUU